GACUCAUCGGCACCGGAAUAUCUAGUCCCAGCCCGUCUCCAUUAUUAUUAUUUUGAUGGUGGCAUUUAGCAGGGAGGGCAAAGCGCCCUCCCCUCCCCCCAAAGGCUCACGCCAAAGCCUCGAAUUAAUAGGGAGGGGAAGGAGCCGGCGCUAAACCACCGACUCCCUUCCCGCCCGAGGGCGCGCGUGGCGGCGACCUGGGUGCUACCACCUGCCGCGGUUUCCACACGUUCGUUCAAGACCGCAGCAAUGCCUGAUGGGCGUUGUGGUUUUGAGGGAGACCUGCGCGGCUCAAAUCCGGGGUGGAGUUGAGUUGAGGGGGGGCGGUUUGUCCUUGUGAUUGUGAGCAUGUGCAGAAGAGGGCAGGAUACGGUCUUGUGUACCAGGAGGUAGCACGCACACAUAUACACACACGACAGCGUUAUCUCGCCUCGCCGCUACCGACCGCCCCCCCCCUUUCCCACGCCACAACCUCCCGGCCAUGCCAUGUGUCUCUGUGCGUUGCCCUUGCAACGGGUGAAAGGGAUUCCGGGAGGAGACGGCCAGCCUUUCUGAUCUGCCUCCGAUGUUUUCUUGCUUCUGCUUCGGCAUCCAUCACCAUUCCUUCGCCAGCCCUGCUGCUUUGCCAGAGUGUGGCGAGGAUACUGAGUCUGUACAUGAAGACCAAACCGCCAAUUCCAUACACAGAGAUGAAAACAAAGAAAACUACCCAGACAAAGCUAUAGUCUUAGAGGAAAACCAGGCAGUGUUCCAAGACACACAAACACCCUGUGAUGGCAUAUUAAGGGUUGGAAUGGGGAACUUAAAAUCCCGAAAGCCCACAUCUAUUUCAAAAACAGAAAAUGGGAAAAACCGUGAAGAAAGUCAGGAGAUGGGAAAUGCAUUGCCAUGGCUUUCAGACUGUCAGAGGAAAACAGGGACACCAGCUAAUGAGUACACAGAGAACGUGGCAUUCAGAUACCAGGAAACAGUCAUCAAGUUUCAACCCAGGGUAGAUCAGAGUGCAUUCAUUUCACCAAAAGAUGCUACUGAAAAUUUACAUGACUUCCCUGAGGAAGAAAAUCCUCAGCCACCAGCUUCGAAGGACCCAGUCCCUUCCUCAGUUCUAGCCAGCGUGCAAGUUGAUGAGGAAACGAGUGGAGAGUCUGGACAGUUCAACAAAGAAGGUCAGGCAGAUGCCGACAAUGGACAUGAAGACCAUCAUUUCUUAGGGACUAGCAGACUGCUGUAUCACAUUACUGAUGGAGAUAAUCCUCUGCUGUCUCCUCGCUGCUCUAUUUUUAGCCAAAGCCAGAGAUUUAAUUUAGACCCUGAAUCAGCUCCUUCCCCACCAAGUGCUCAACUGUUCAUGAUGCCAAGAAGUUCUUCCAGAGGCAGCUGUGAUGACUCAAAAGAACCACAGACAAUAGCACAAGUUACAAAGCACCUACAAAGUCUUAAGAGGAAAAUCAGGAAAUAUGAAGAAAAGUUUGAGCAAGAAAAGAAUUAUCGGCCUUCCCAUGCUGAUAAAAUAUCAAAUCCUGAGGUAAUGAAAUGGAUGAAUGACUUGGCCAAAAGUCGUAAACAGCUUAAAGAGCUGAAGCUCAAAAUGUCAGAAGAAGAAAGUUGCCCCCUCAAAAAACCUCAAAGAAACCUUCCUCAGGAGAGCUCCAAAGAGACUGUGAAUCAGGACUCAGCAGGCGCUCCCUCGAGUCCAUCAGUAGAAGAAACCAUGGAUGGCAUGAUGAAACGGUUGACAGAGACUCGGCAGCAGCUCAGUAUCCCUGAAAACAUUAAGGCUAUGACAAAAAAGCAAAUGGCUUUGGAAAAACUCAGUCUCCAGAAAAGCCUACUCUAUUUUGAAAGUAUUCAUGGACGACCUGUAAAUAAGCAAGACAGGAGUCUGAUGAAGCCACUUUAUGAAAGAUACAGAAUUAUCAAGAAACAGCCUCACAUUGCUUUGCAAUAUCAUGCCUACAUUGCCGGCAAGAAGGAUGCUGAGCUUUAUAUGGUAAAUAAGCAAGACAGGAGUCUGAUGAAGCCACUUUAUGAAAGAUACAGAAUUAUCAAGCAGCUUCUGUCAACACCAUCUUUGAUUACAACCAUUGAGGAGGAAGAUUCUGAUGAUGAUCGCUCCCAGAGUGCUGAUGAAUUAUGUUCUGCUAUGAUGCUCCAUUUGCCUACUGGUGAACAUCUACAUCAUUCAGACGAGGACAAGGAGCCCACCUUUGUUUCCCCCCUGGAUGAAAAGAAAGCAAUCAAACAACCAGCUCUACCUAUGUCCAAUUUACAUGAGGCUACUAUGCCUGUGCUGCUGGAACAUCUCCGAGAAACAAGAGCUGACAAGAAAAGGCUAAGGAAAGUGCUACGAGAAUUUGAGGAACAGUUCUUGAAACAAACAGGGAGGACCCCCCAAAAGGAAGACCGCAUCCCCAUGUCAGAGGAGUAUUUGGAGUACAAGCAUAUUAAAGCCAAGCUUCGGCUACUGGAGGUUCUCAUCAGCAAGCAGGAUGUCUCAAAAACCCUAUGAAGCCAGUGACUUGCAAUAGUAAAAUUCCCUGGUGGGGAAAAAACAAGAGAGAGAAUGAGAGAGAGAAUUACACAGGUCUGGUUCUUUCUGCACAAUGAUUUGACAUCUUGAAAUUCUGAUGCACUUUAUUAAUGUUAUACCACUGCAGGUGAGCAAUUUUGUGCGCGUGCAGGUGUGAGAGAGAUUGAAACACAUGUGUGAAUUCAGGCAGUGGGAAUGACUGAAUGGAAGGAUGGUUUUUCCCUGUGAGUUGUCUCCUGGAGCUGGACCCAGCGUUCAUUCUGAUAGGCUUUCCCUGUGCUUUGCCACAGAAAAGCAUAUGUUUAGUGAGCUGUGUUGGUGGUGGCUCGUUUCUUCUAAAGCUCUACUAGGAUUUUUUCUCCUGCAAAUGCAGUCACGACAACUAUACUGAAUAUAGUGAAUGGAUGGAGCAACCUUGAAACAAGUUGUCCCCUUCCCCCCCUUCCCCCCCCAGGCCCAUCCUUUGCUCAUAUUGGGAAGAUGAUCACUCAGUCUUUCCAUAAAUGAAAUACAGAGGACGUGUGUAGGAAGGCACAUUUUUUUGAAGCCGUACAGUACAUCCAGGCUUCAGGCUGCUACCCAUCUUGUGCUAGUGGACUCUUGAUGUUCUGUUUGUCAAGAAACAGGAACAAACAGUCUAAAUUCCCCAGUUUAAUGGAAAUUCCUACUUACCUAGAAUGCCUACCACAUCCUGUGUGAUGUCAGAGCUGGGACAGAAGUGAGCAGGCAAUAUAAUUAUUCAUACAGACACCUCAUAACACAGAGAUGAGCAACCUUUCGCCAUUUCACUUCAUUAGUUGUGCUGGCUUCAAUUAAAGAGAGUUAGUCCAAAAUAUCUAGGGGAGAUGUUAGAGGUUCUCCAGUCCAUCCAUUGCACAGGUCUGGGUAAAAUAAAAACAUGCAUUAAAAUUAUUAGACAAUGCAAUAUAGUGAUUAAGCUGUAAUUAAAAUAUAAAUUUUCAAGUGGAGAAGUCUAGACUUUUAAGGUAUAAAUUAUGUAGAAGUCCUGGGUGAAUGAAAGGUUUCUCAGCUCUUUCUCAAAAAAUCAUAAAAGAUGGUACCAUGCGAACUCUUUUAGACAAUCAGUUCAGUAACUAGGAUGCCAUUGGCAAAACUUCCCCUUCCUUAUUUAAUUUGGAAGGAUCACUCAUAGCUGGGCCUCUGAAUGGGAUCUUAAGGCUUGGAUAAUUAAUUUUUCCAUGUAUAAAACUAUACUUUAGACUAAAAAUUGAGGGUCAUCUUAUACAUGCCUCUG
Molecule: messenger RNA, 3785 nt
Organism: Pogona vitticeps (central bearded dragon)
Lineage: Eukaryota; Metazoa; Chordata; Lepidosauria; Squamata; Agamidae
Source: RefSeq, a predicted model, not a curated record